Molecule: messenger RNA, 897 nt
Organism: Paramormyrops kingsleyae
Lineage: Eukaryota; Metazoa; Chordata; Actinopteri; Osteoglossiformes; Mormyridae
Product: trypsin
Biological process (GO): proteolysis
Molecular function (GO): serine-type endopeptidase activity
Source: RefSeq, a predicted model, not a curated record
GUUAGACUAUAAAUACUUCAGAACUGUAUUUUGUGUAAUAGUGAAACAUACAUUUUGUGAAAGCUUCAUCUGCCUUGGCUCAUAAAGUCAUUGCCACUUAUACAUUGGUAACCCAAGAUACAAAAUAUGAAACACGGUUUUCAUCCUGGAGUGCUCUUGCUUGUGAUUUUCAAGCUGAGAGGAACAUUUGAGCAAAGAAUUAUUGGAGGGCAAGAAGUUGAUCCUUACUCCAUUAAGUACCAAGCAUCUAUUCAGUACAACCACCGCCAUUACUGUGGAGGUACACUUAUCCAGACUCAGUGGGUUAUUUCAGCUGCCCAUUGCUGGAGACCGAGUUCUCUAAUCAAAGUGGUUUUAAGUGAACAUAGUUUCUCCAAAGAAGAAGGAUUUGAGCAAGAGUUAAAUGUCACCAAAAUAUUUGUUCAUUUCAACUACAACUACAAGACUUUCAACAAUGACAUUAUGCUGAUAAAACUCAGUCGUCCUGCACACCUGAAUGCUAAUGUUCAGCCAGCCACCCUGCCCACCACUAACACUCCCCAACUGUUUGGAAGAACCACAUGCACAGUUAGUGGAUGGGGAGUCACACAGAUCUACAGCUACUAUCUCUCCCCAGAGCUACGGGCUGUUGAUGUGGAAAUUAUCUCUAACUGCCAAAAAUAUUAUUAUUGGAGAAUUACUGAUAACAUGCUAUGUGCUGGCUCUCCUACUGGAGGAAAAGACUCUUGUCAAGGUGAUUCAGGAGGCCCCCUUGUCUGCAAUGGUCAUUUUGAAGGGAUUGUUUCAUGGGGUGUUAGCUGUGCAAACCCAUCCUUCCCAGGUGUAUACACAAAAGUGAGAAACUAUGUUGGGUGGAUUGACUGGAUGAUCAAUAAUGACAAUUCUAACUUAAGCUAA